AUGUCCACAGAGUUCAGCUACACACCGAUCUCCGAACCGUCCAAUAUCCGUCUCAUCUAUCUAGAACCUGGACAUAAACAAGCCCAGCUACGGACCCAACUUGUGGAAGUAUCGCUCGACUCAGUCCCACAGUACGUCGCUUUGUCGUACGUCUGGGGUACUCAGGCGGCACAAAAACAUAUCCUGAUCGGCGAAACUGUCUUUCACGUCCGUCCAAACCUGUACAACGCUUUGAAGAGGCUUCGAGCAAAAGGCGUCUCAAUCGUUUGGGCGGAUGCCAUCUGCAUCAACCAGCAAGAUCGUGAUGAACGAUCUGCCCAGGUUGGGCUAAUGACGAGAAUAUACCGAUCAGCCGACAAGGUUAUGUUUUACCUGGGGGUGUGGCGAGCAUAUGAAAGUCAAGGGCUAGAACGCAUUUUAAUGGCCGUUUUGAGACAACCAUUCGCAUGCGGGACGGACUUUUACACGGCAAUUCAAGAGACACACCCACUCAACUAUAACGAUCAUGCCUGGAACUAUCUUCUGAAAAUGUUAAGACAUCCAUGGUUUAACCGCGUUUGGACGAUUCAGGAGAGCGUCAUUGCAAGACGCGGACGCUUCAUUUGCGGCGACAUGCAGAUUGAUCAACAGGCCUUCUUCGUUGCCAUUGCCUAUCUAUCGAAGGCCCCCGAUUUCUUAUCUAUGAUUGGGGGAAUUACGGGAUCAACCAAAGUAAGGCAUGCUGUGCAACAUUGCACGGCGCUCGCGAGUUGCCAAACCGUUACGACAGGCGUUACAGGACUAGGAAGCAUAACUGAUGUCCUUCUCAGACCAUUGCCGAUUUUCGACCUGAUGGUCAUGUUCAACACGGCUGCAGCUCGGGACUCACGAGAUUACUUAUUUGCUCUCGUCGGCAUCUCCCAGGAGGCUAACGAGAAAAGCCUCGAGCCGAACUACAGGCGUUCAAUUUCUGCCGUCUCCAUAGACUUGGCGAGAUACGAGGUCAGGGAAGGACGCGGUACUUCGCUGCUUUAUACUGCCUCCUUUCCAAGUGACGGUAGUGACUUGCCGUCCUGGGUCCCACGGCUGGGUCACCGACUACGACAUAGGCUUGCUUACAACAAAGAAAAAGGCUUUUGUUUCAGCAACAUUUUUUCGGCAUCAGGACGAUCUCGUUCGACUCCGAGCCUUGAGGGGGAUGACCUAGAUCUCCUUGUAGUCGAUGGCGAUACCUUUGACAGCAUAGAGAGCUUGGGCAAGGUUCGUGGGCAGCCUGUAAGACUACCCACCAACGGCGGGCUAAUGUACGGGGCUUGGGUGGAGUACAUGGCUGAGAUACUGGAAAUUCUGGAGACUUGCAAAAAGACCAUCUCUGGCGAGUCAGAGGUCACGACUUCGCUGCGCGUCGCAGUCUGCGACGGCUGGCAACAGAACGAGAAAGCAGACCCGAAGAAGCUGUUGCAUGGAUUACGCUACCUUGUAGCCGAUAUGCUUGAAUGCAUCCUGUCGCCGGUGGGACAAGUGGAAAUGGCUUCGCAAUGCAUAAUAGAUGAAGAGUUGUUCAAGGUGGUCGAGCAGAGUUUGAAGAGCCUGCAUCUAGUCGCCGGCAAAUUGCAUCGCAAUGGCACACCCCCGGCGAAGGUGAGGUCUUAUGGGCAGCACGCAACCGAUCUUGCAAACAUGUUGGUUCCACAACAACAGGUGUCUGGGCGUUUGAGCCGCACAACGAAAGGACGCAUAUGCUAUGUACCCGAAGACUCAGGUGUUGGGGAUCGACUAGCCAUACUGGAAGGAUGCGAGGUCCCCAUGGUUCUUCGACGCAGUGGACAACAUUACUGUAUCGUCGGUCCAUGCUACGUUCACGGAGUAAUGUAUGGUGAGAUCUGGCAAGGGGCUAGUAAACUUGAGAAGAUAUAUUUGGCAUGA
Molecule: messenger RNA, 1905 nt
Organism: Zasmidium cellare ATCC 36951
Lineage: Eukaryota; Fungi; Ascomycota; Dothideomycetes; Mycosphaerellales; Mycosphaerellaceae
Exons: 1
Coding region: 1-1905 (634 amino acids)
Source: RefSeq, a predicted model, not a curated record